AUGAGCUCGAGCGGGGCACGCGCUGCUCCAAAGAAGGGCGAAAACUACGAGCUGCGUGCAGAUCUAAACUCUGAAUAUCGAGACAAGAGAAAGGAUGCCAUCAAGCGCGUCAUCGCAAACAUGACCGUCGGAAAGGACGUCUCUGGUCUCUUCCCAGACGUACUCAAGAACAUGCAGACCGAGGAUCUCGAGCAGAAGAAGCUCGUCUAUCUCUACCUCAUGAACUAUGCAAAGACGCAGCCAGAGCUCGUCAUUCUGGCAGUCAAUACGUUUGUUAGGGACUCGGACGAUGCAAACCCCCUCAUCCGUGCACUCUCCAUCCGAACAAUGGCAUGCUUGCGAGCAGAAAAGAUUAUUGAUUACCUCAGUCCUCCCUUACAAAAGGCGCUCGUGGAUGAGCACCCAUACGUGCGCAAGACUGCAGCCAUAUGCGUUGCAAAGCUCUACGAUCUCAAGCCGGAACUCGCCAUUGACAACGGCUUUAUCGACACGCUCAAGGAAAUGGUCGGAGAUGCGAAUCCAAUGGUUGUUGCAAAUGCCGUUACAGCUCUCAUGGACAUACACAUCACCAGUCAAAACAUGCUCGAGAGUGGCGCGGAGACGCCAGAAGGCGUCGCCAAAGUGACUUGGCAAAUCAAUUCAGCCAUCCUGAACAAACUUCUUAUUGCGCUCAACGAAUGCUCUGAAUGGGGUCGAGUCGCUAUUUUGACCCAGCUUGGACGAUACAAGGCUGUAGAUGAGCGUGAGAGCGAACAUAUAUGCGAACGUGUCGUUCCGCAACUACAGCAUGCAAACGGCAGUGUCGUCCUGGCCGCUGUAAAGGUGAUCAUGAUCCAUAUGAAGCACAUUUCUUCAGAGAGAGCAGACCUGGAGAAGCAAUUGAUACGGAAGAUGGCCCCACCUCUCGUUACCCUCGUGUCAAGCGCACCAGAGGUGCAAUGGGUGGCACUGCGUAAUAUCAACCUCCUCCUACAAAAGCGCGAUGAUUUGCUACAAAACGAGAUGAGAGUCUUCUUUUGCAAGUAUAACGAUCCACCUUAUGUCAAAGUCGAGAAGCUCGCCAUCAUGGUCCGGCUCGCUGGAGAAAACAACGUCGAUACGUUCCUCAGCGAACUAAGAGAGUACGCGUCAGAAGUAGACGUCGACUUUGUACGACGAAGUAUCAAGGCGAUCGGCCAAUGCGCCAUCAAGAUUGAAUCCUCCGCGGAACGAUGUGUUGGCGUUUUGAUGGACCUAAUCAACACGCGAGUGAGCUAUGUUGUUCAAGAGGCCGUCGUCGUGAUGAAGGACAUUUUCAGAAAGUAUCCGUCGACGUACGAAGGUGUCAUCCCGACACUUUGUGCCAACCUCGAAGAGCUCGACGAGCCAGAAGCCAAGGCAUCAUUGAUUUGGAUCAUUGGUGAAUAUGCCGAGAAAAUCGACAAUGCCGAGGAACUUUUGGGCAUCUUCGUGGACUCGUUCACAGAGGACGCCUACCUCGUUCAACUACAAACACUGACAGCUGUCGUCAAACUCUUCCUGAAACGACCAGAUCGUUCGCAGCCUAUUCUGCAACGAGUGCUCGACCUAGCGACCAAAUGUGAUUCUCCAGACGUGCGAGAUCGUGCAUACAUAUACUGGCGACUUUUGUCAACGGAUACGAGUGCAGCGAGGGCCGUCGUAAUGGCACAUCGACCUGCGAUAUCAUUACCACGGACAACAGUCUCUCCAGCCGUCUUGGAAGAGCUGAUUAGUGACAUUGGGUCAUUGGCAAGUGUCUAUCACAAGCCAGCAGAAACCUUUGUCGGUAAAGGCCGUAUGGGAGCCGAGUCGAUGAAGAAGAGCAUCCUAGAGGACGAGGUACAAGCGCGAGAGGCGGCAAUCCAAAAGGUGGCGGCAGGACAAGUCGCAGAAAACUUGCUCGACUUCGACGACGCACCUGCAGUCGAAGGCGUGGCUCCGAGCGGCAUUGCAGCGGCCGUCGCCAGUACGCCAGGCGUCAGCAAAGUGCUCACGUCGAGUAACCCUCUUGACGAUUUGGUGUCCAUUUUUGGCGCUGGAGGAACCGCCGCUGCUGCUUCCAGCGGUGGAAACGAUCUUGCUGGUUUGGGCGGGAUAGUUUCACCCGUCUCGACGGCUCCUCCACCUGGUCAGGGGCUCGCUGGUUUGGAUAUGUUUGGUGGAGCGUCACUGCCGGCAGCAGCGGCACCUACACCAGCCAAACCCCCCGCGACGCAGCCACAGGAUGAUCUCCUAGGAUUAUUCUGA
Messenger RNA from Serendipita indica DSM 11827, 2247 nucleotides. NCBI's taxonomy places the organism in Eukaryota, Fungi, Basidiomycota, Agaricomycetes, Sebacinales, Serendipitaceae. The record is from the annotation of a GenBank genome assembly.